Messenger RNA from Psylliodes chrysocephalus, 1391 nucleotides. Lineage: Eukaryota; Metazoa; Arthropoda; Insecta; Coleoptera; Chrysomelidae. The record is from the annotation of a GenBank genome assembly.
UCUAAACGAACGCUGGCCCCCAGCAUAAAUCGCUCGACGUAAAUGUUCAAUAUGGAUGAGCUGUAUUUAUCAACAAAACUUAUAAUCAGUUGAUUUAAUUGGUCGGUUCUUUUAAAGUGUACUAAUAUAUCGAAACAUUAAGUUACCUAUUUGAAUAUAUAAAACUAAGUGUUGUUUUUAAUUGUAUCACUUGCGGUUUUGCAAUCUUAAGGACAACAUGUUAUACGGUUUUUUGAGUUUGGCUGUCGUCCUUCUUGCUACUGUGGGAGCCUCAAAUAAUAUUGAUGGCCCAUCUGUCUGGCAAGUUACAAAACCUAUUGGCCAUGCUGAAGAACCCCAUUGGGAUGGAAGAAAAAAUAUUCUGUAUUUUGUAAAUAUACCAGCUGGAGAAGUCUACGCAUAUCAUUACCAUUCCGAAAUAUUGAAGAAGAUCACUCUCAAUGGUAACGUUUCGCCAGUCGUACCUUCAAGAAGAAACCCAAAUCUGCUGUUGGUCGGUGUUAACAGAUCAAUAGUUGCCGUUGAAUGGGACGGAAAGAAUAAAUUGGGAGACCGAGCUGUACUGACCACAGUAAGCAAGCAGUUUCCUGGCAGUAGGUUCAACGAUGGUAAAGCAGACAAACAGGGAAGACUCUGGUGGGGUACGAUAGGUGUAGAAAUAAACUUAGUAGUAAAUCCUGACCAAGCUUUCUUGUACAAAAUAACCAAACACAAUAUCAGAGACCCAACCAUCGCCAUUUCACAUGUUACCAAUAGUAACGGACUAGCAUGGAACAAAGCUAAUGACAAAUUUUAUUACAUCGACACACCAACUCUUAAGGUAGUCGAAUAUGAUUACUCUGAUGAAAAUGGAACAAUCUCAGGGGGCAGAACAGCGUUUGAUCUCAACGAUUACAAAACAAAUAUUACAGGAUUGCCAGAUGGUAUGACAAUUGACGAUGAAGAUAAUUUAUACGUUGCUUUGUAUGGAGGUGGAGCCAUAAUCAAAGUUGAUCCUAAGACUGGAAAACUUCUAAAUGUGAUUGCCAUUCCAUCUAGAGAUGUCACAUCUGUCAUGUUUGGAGGACCCAAUCUCGAUAUUCUAUUCGUCACCACUUCUAAAGUUAGUUUAACUCCUAAAGAACUAUUACAAUGGCCUGCUGCUGGCAGCGUGUUUGCUGUCAAAAAUCUUAAUGCCAAAGGUUUACCUGCUUUUACUGCAGAUAUCAUAGAUAGUAUACCAUCAAGGAACCUUUUAGAUAAUCUCUUCAGUCCCGAUUUAUUCCCAAGGGAAUCUAAUAUCCAAAAAUAUGUUGAACCUCGAAAUACAGAACCUGGGUUGUGGGAAUCAUUAAUGAAAGCACUCCGAACUUUCUUUUAGUUUUUAUAAUAAAUUUAUUUAAAAUUAAAAA